CUCGGGGGCCCUGCAGCGAUGCUGUUCCGCUUCGGGGUGGUAGUACCUCCCGGCGUGGCCCAGGGCCGUCCGCAGGUGCUGCUGGUGGGCUCGCGGCCCGAGUUGGGGCACUGGGACCCUCAGAGGGCCGUGCCCAUGAAGCGGGCGGGCGGCUGGGCCGGGCCCGACGGGGCGCGCGGGCUGCAGGAGCCGGGCCUGUGGCUCGCCGAGGUGGAGCUGGCCGGGGAGCCGCCGCCGGAAGCCCAGGAGCAGCAGCAGCAGCAGCAGCAGCCCGAGGGGGCGGGGCUCGCCGUCUCCGACACUUUCUGGUACAAGUUCCUAAAGCGGGAGCCGGGAGGAGAGUUCUCCUGGGAAGGUAAUGGUCCUCACCAUGACCGCUGCAGUACUUAUGAUGAAAACAACUUAGUAGAUGGUGUGUACUGUCUCCCCAUUGGACACUGGAUUGAGAUUAUGGGGCACACAAAUGAGAUGAAGCACACAACUGAUUUUUAUUUCAACAUUGCAGGCCACCAAGCUAUGCAUUAUUCCAGAAUUCUCCCAAAUAUCUGGUUAGGAAGCUGCCCUCGACAGUUGGAACAUAUAACAAUUAAACUGAAGCAUGAAUUAGGAGUGACGGCAGUAAUGAAUUUUCAGACUGAAUGGGAUAUAAUGCAGAAUUCAUCAGGUUGCAACCGCUACCCAGAGCCUAUGACCCCAGAGACUAUGAUUAAGCUCUAUAAAGAAGAAGGAAUGGUCUAUGUAUGGAUGCCUACAACAGACAUGAGCACUGAAGGCAGAGUGCAGAUGUUGCCUCAGGCGGUCUGUCUUCUCCACAGCCUGCUGGAGAACGGACAUACAGUCUACGUCCACUGCAAUGCUGGAGUUGGCAGAUCGACAGCUGCUGUGUGUGGCUGGCUCAAAUAUGUGAUGGGCUGGAAUCUGAGGAAGGUGCAGUACUUCCUCAUGUCCAAAAGGCCUGCUGUCUACAUCGAUGAGGAGGCACUGACCCGUGCAGAGGAAGAUUUUUAUCAGAAAUUUGGGAAGGUUCGUUCUUCCUUAUGUACUCUCUAGAGGGUACAAUCUCAAACUCCUGUCAGGGAAAUUGGAUGAUAUUUUAAGGUGAUUCGAAGACAGACUAAUUAAACAGUAGUAUGGUAUAGUUUAGUAGUAGUGUUUAUUAUUAUUUUUAUAUUAUUGUUAUUAUUAGUCUGGCAUGCCCAUUUAAGUGUCUGUUUUGGGUUAGAAAUAUAUUUUCUCCGGAGUACAUUCUAAAGAAAUUUAUGAAUUGCACAAGAAAUGGGGUAAAACAAGGUAACAAACAUAAUCGACAACAUCUGUAAUCAGACUAUUUAUUUUGGUUAGCUUAUACCUGGGUGACUUUAUAAAAAAUUUAAGAUUAUAAACACUGUUUCUUGUUGCAUUGUAUGUAACCAUUUGCUGCCUGAAAGGGGGAGAAAAUCUAUAAUUAUACAGAUUUCAUCUUUUACAACAAAAAUAACAAAGACAGUCCUACUGUUUUGUAAAUGGAAACCAUUUGGCCUGCUACCAAGCAAGAUACUAAGUCUGGAAGAUGGAGGUUUCAUAAAUCCUUGCUGAAUGGAAUGGAAUGGAAUGGGAUUUCUUGUUCUGUAGGGAGAGGGUGUGUUGAUAAACAAUUUGCAUAGCUGAAAUUCUUAACUUUGUUCUGAACCUUUUGGGAAGUCUAAUGAAAACUGUAGACCUCUUAAAAAUAAUGUUUUUAAAUGGAAAAUAUAUAACAAAAGAUUACUUCAAAAAAUCAAUUAUAUUUAUAUAAAGUUGUUAAAAUAUUAUGAAAAAAUUCACAGGCUACUAGGUUAAAUAAAUGCUCUGAUAAAUCUGCGAAAACUGUAGGAAAAAUAUUACUUUAUGUAAGUCCAUCAUGGGAACUGGCUCUUGAUUUAUAGCAGAGAUUUUUUUCAAGUGCACUAUCUUUCAUGUUUCAUUUUGUCUUUGAAUUCUUUAGAACCUUCUAGAAUGCUUGGAACAUAGUAGGUACUUAAUAAAUAUUUAUUUAUUGAUUAA
This is a messenger RNA of Antechinus flavipes (yellow-footed antechinus), 2022 nucleotides long. RefSeq names its product EPM2A glucan phosphatase, laforin (gene EPM2A). Gene Ontology annotation, biological process: protein dephosphorylation. Gene Ontology annotation, molecular function: protein tyrosine/serine/threonine phosphatase activity; carbohydrate phosphatase activity; starch binding. Gene Ontology annotation, cellular component: nucleus; cytoplasm. The transcript is spliced from 4 exons. Bases 19 to 1050 code for a protein of 343 amino acids. The record is from RefSeq and is a predicted model, not a curated record. NCBI's taxonomy places the organism in Eukaryota, Metazoa, Chordata, Mammalia, Dasyuromorphia, Dasyuridae.